Racocetra persica is the source of this 191-nucleotide messenger RNA. The record is from the annotation of a GenBank genome assembly. Lineage: Eukaryota; Fungi; Glomeromycota; Glomeromycetes; Diversisporales; Gigasporaceae.
GGGGACCAAUGGCAUCGGCUAUAACCCUAGCGAUGAAACAAAUAUCUCUCCUACUGGUAGUCAUUCUACUCAAGUGUCUCAAGUACCUGGUUCUAAUGAUAACAGUAGUAAUAGUUCUCCUUCUAAAGGCUUAGAUGGAGGAGGAAUAGCCGCAAUAUUUUUUGCAUUAUUGUUUGUUCUUGCUAUAGCAG